Psylliodes chrysocephalus is the source of this 8075-nucleotide messenger RNA. NCBI's taxonomy places the organism in Eukaryota, Metazoa, Arthropoda, Insecta, Coleoptera, Chrysomelidae. The record is from the annotation of a GenBank genome assembly.
CGAUGGGCAGUCACCGGCUCUGCACAGCAUCCGUUUAGUUUUCUAUCUGUGUUUCUCUGUGCAUCAGAUUUGCUAUUAUUUCCUGCAAAAUUUUCCCACCAUGAAUUUUUUGGUCCGCACAAUGCAAGGUAUAGAAUAAAAGCGAAAAGUGGAAACCCAUGAACAUUUCAAAUCCUUCUACUCGGCUUAGAAUGGCUAGGAAUAUGCCCCAAUGGGUGAAUAAAACAGGUGUAAGCGGGCAUCCACCACCACCUAUUCCUAAAGAAGGAAAUAGUGCAACAAAAUCAGGACCUAAAAAGAAACCACCAAUAGAAGAGCCAGAAUAUGAAGUAAUAGAAUUUGGACAAUAUUGUAAUACACCCCCGUUACCAGUUAAAAUUAAUAAUAAAAAGAAAGAAGAUGGUAAUCAUUGCCAGUUAUGCGGAUCAUCGAUGCCAAGUGUGCGGUGUGAAGAAUGCAAACAAAUAUUUUGUUUAUCAUGUGACGAUAUGUACCACAGACACCCAAAGCGCCAAACACAUACCAGACGACGAUUGGAACAGACUAUCCGACCACCCCUUCCACCAAAAGGAGAGCCUUUUUUAGCCCCUGUACCUCCUCCUCGACGUCACAGACGAGCUGGAUCAGCUGGACCUUCCCCAUGUCAAAGUCCUAUACCAGGAAGACAUGCUCAGGUUAGCAGAUCGUCUACGUUACCAAGAAAGGACAAUGGUUUCUCAUUAAAGGAUAAAUUAUCAAAUUUAAAACGUGGUAUGCUGGGAAAUCGGCCUCUUCCUCCAACGCCUAGCUCUCCACAAUCUGAUGUAUCAAGUCCAACAGAUCCUGGAAGGCGCCUUGUCCCCAGUCCCAGUCCAUCUUUACAACAACGUUAUAGACAACAUCAGUUAGCAAUGAGGGGAACAUCUUCAAAUCUAUCAGAUUUCGAUCAGAAUUCAAGAGACAGUGGAUACCCAGAUUGGGAAGUUGAUCAAUGGAAUGGUAGAGGGAGAACGGGAAGUGUAUCAGGAGCAAGCGAUAUUGGAAGAAGAAUGCAAAGAAAAAUGAGCAAUAUGUCAUGCCCUCCAUCUGAAAGAGCUGUUUCACACAGUUCGUCUGUUUUCGAUUUAAACAAUCCAAUGAUGCAUCAUCAUCACCAUCCUGGAUUUAUGCCUCUGCAACAGGCUCAAUCUAUGGCGAAUUUGAAUUAUCCAAAUCCUUGUUGUCAAGUACCUUGGGCGAACCAAUUCGGAUACGACCAACAGCACCAUGGAAGCAACCUAAGUUUAAAUAUGCCACCUGGUUAUAUGGUAAAUCCUGGAUGGAUGGGACCAUGGCAUGGCGCUCCCACUGCACCCAUGUAUCCAUAUCCUGUUCCAAUGGCAAACAUGCAUCCUGGUAUUCAACCAUACAACCAUUCACGGCCAGCGUCCCCAACGCAAAGCAUCAAAUCUAGAAAAUCGACAUUAAGUCGAAAGAGUAGGAAAAAAUAUAAAGAAAUUGAAGACACUGACGAUGAAGAUAUGGACUUGGACGAUCGAAGAUCGAAUUUUAGUCACAUGGAUAGGAGUGAAAGAAAAUCAUCGCGUGGAAGGUUUGCGAUCAAGGACAAGCCUUCGAGAGAAACGAAUUCGAUGUCUAGGGAACUUCUAAGACGCAGCAUUGACAGAAGAGACUCUGUUCCACGAAGUAAACAAAGCAUACAUACUCCGUCUAGUGAUACAGAUGAUGAGGACUCGACAAGUAGUAACCGUAAUCAUUUAAAAGUUGAUAGUAUAAAUGAGGAAAAUGGAUCAGAAUACGACAAUGUCAAUACAGUAGAGAAUACAAAAUCGUUUGAUGAAAAAUGGGAAUGCGAACAUUGUACUUUUGUCAACGAAGCAGGUACGCGAGUUUGCCAGGUAUGCUGCAAAACCUCAAACGCAAAUACGGUUAAGAAAGAAGGAAAUUUUAAAGAUCAAACGCAAAAUAAAAACAAAUUAGAAUUAAAAGACCACGUUCAAGCAAAUAUAUCUAGUGACGAUUUCAGCAGAGAUUUUAGUGAAACCGAAUCUUUAUUGAAUAAAUUAGGCAAACUGAAAACUUCUUCUGAUCAAGAAAACAAGUCGCAGUUAGACGUCAAGAAAGGAGAAGAAGAAGAGUCCUUUUCGCAACCAAAAGUGAUCGAGAUGGUACUUACUAAUAACGCUGAGAAUGUCUCAACUAAUUUAUCUAUGGAAACAAAAAGUGUGGGAGUGUCUUCUUUAAGUGAUUCUAGUGAAGUGCAAAAAAAUACAAUAUCGCAGUGCUCUUUUGAAAGAGAUAAAGACAAAAAGACUGAAAAGACUGUGGUAUCAACUUCAACGGGAACAUCUCCGCCUCCACAGAAUAUGUCCACUCAGACGUACGAAGAACUUCCCGUAGACACAAACAAUGCAAAAAAGCAUUCUGGAAGACUAUCUAGUCGCAGUCGUCGUUAUAAUUUGAAAAGAUCGCAGUCUUUGCAUUCUCCCGCCUCACAAGGAUAUUCAGAUUGGUCGCCAAUCCAUAGAUCCCCGAGUAGAAUGUCUUGUACAUCUGAUUCACAGAGUUUACCAGGUAGUAGAGAACCAAGUCCAAUCCCAUACGAAGAAGAUUUACCGUUCGACAGGUAUCGUCAUGUGAAACAACGACCACCACAUCCUGAUAUCAGAUUAACCCAUAGUAUAAUGGAUCUAAGAAAACCAGAACUGUACCGAAGACCAAGUCAGAUAGAUCUCGGAUAUUACAGGAUGGACGAUUUCAAUCCAAGUCACUUACGACCCGAAACCUUUCAGCGUCCUCUCGAAAGAGACUUUGUGAGGCCAACCGAAAAUGGUCACGAUAAUUUUAGAGCUUCAGGAAUGGAAUUAGUUAAAUUACUAAGAGAAGCUGAACAAUACAAAUAUACCGCGGAUGAACUUCAAGCAUCCUUACUCCAUUGUAAAGAUAAACAUCCCAUCGAAUGGUUAAAAGAACACUGGGAAAAAACUAUAUCCAGUGUUCAAACACUAGCUACCCAAAUGGGACGCGAAGGACCAAUUAAUAUUGUGGGUACGGUUUCUGAAACAGAAGCUAGAGACGCUUUGAGGAAGCAUAAAGGAAAUUUAUGGCCAUCGGUAGAAGAAUGUGUUGAACAGCGUCAAAGAAAGUACGCAGAUUUGGCCUCACGAGGUGACUACAGCAGAGAAGAUAUUAUCACAGCUUUAACUGCUAAUCACGGUGACUUGGAAGCUGCUUACAACGAACUGAGUAAAAUGCAACUAAAACCGUUUCUAAUGAGAAUAUGGGGUCCUCCGGUGGGCAACGAUAACGAGGCAGGUAACGAGGGGGUCAACUUAAAAGCUAUAGGGGGCGAAGAUAUAUCCGCGAGUGAUAAAAUGGCGAAAACAGAAACAAAAGCGGUAAGUAAUAAUGCCCCUGUUAGUGACAGUAGCUCCCCUCAAGUAAGUACCUCAGAAAACUUAUUGCCCAAUAGUGUAGAAACAAGUAGCAAAUUGAAAAAUGAAAAUACAGUUUUGGAUAACAUUGAAAGUGAAAUUUUAAAAAGUCUAGAAGACAUAAAAAAUUUAAGCAUACAUUUAGACAACCAAAGAGAUAAUAACAUUAAUGCUAUAGAAGAAUCGGAUAGAAGCAAAGUGAAUUUAAAAGAGGUUGUUACGGAAAACUUAGAAGAAAAAACAACUAGUGAAAGUACAAAAAAUACUAAAGAACUAGUAAAACAAUCUGUAGAAAAUUUAAAAAACUUACAGGAAAACGAAAAUAAUGUAGAGAAUGAUACAAACAAUAAAGAACAUAAAAAAGGAAAACAUAAAGCUUAUGUAGAAAAAAGCAGUACAGUAAUUCACGUUACUGACGGUAAUUACAUACCACAAACAUCGAACGAAGGUUUUCAGUCACCUUCUACUUCUGAUACUGAGAGUAAUGAUGAUUUACAAAAUCAUGAAUUUUUGGACGCAUUAGAUACUAAUCCUGAGAUUAUCUUCAAAGAAGCAUUAACCUCUGAUAGAGAAAAUGAAGUUUCAAAAGAUGAUUCAUUAACGAAAGUACCUAAAGAAACUAAAAUAAAUAAUUUAAAAAGAAAAAACAGCAUAUCAACAUUAAAUAUAGUUCUGAUAGAUAAAAACACUCAAAUUGGAGAAAAUGCACACCAAGUGAGGGACGCUCCGUUAUUACAAAAUAAAUCAGAUGAAUUGUCAGUUGAUAAUGAAAUUUUAGAAAGUAAUGCUUCAAUUAUUUUAAAACCUAGAGUAUAUGAUCAACAUUCUGAACCGCUCCAUAAAUCUCAGACAACCUCAGCCACUACUAGUCAAUCAAAUUCAGUUAUUCAAGAUAAAAAUAUCAUCAACUCCAGUUCUUCAUCAAAUAGUAAAGAUGCGACUAAAAUAGAAUCAACUGCACACAAUUCAAAUUCUGAUCAUCUCCAUCAAUCUCAGUCAACCUCUUCCACAACUGCUAGUCAAUCAAUUUCAACUAUUCAAGAUAAAAAUGUUAUCAAUUCAAGUUAUCCAUCAAAUAACAAAGAUGCUAUUGAAAUAGAAUCAAGGACACAAGAUCAAAAUUCUGAUUGUCUACAACAAUCUCAGUCAAUUUCAUUCACAACUGCUAGUCAAUCAAAUUCAGUUAUUCAAGAUAAAAAUGCAGUCAAUUCAAGUUCUCCAUCAAAUAACAAAGAGACGACUAUAAUAGAAUCAAAGGCACAAGAUCCAAAUUCUGAUGAUUUACAUCAAUCUCGACCAACCUCAUCCACAACUGCUAGUCAAUCAAAUUCAGUAAUUCAAGAUAAAAAUAUCAUAAAUUCCAGUUAUCAACCAAAUAACAAUGAUUCUACUAAAAUAGAAUCAACGGCACAAUAUCCAAAUGUUGAUCGUCUCCAUCAAUCUCAGUCAACCACAUCCACGACUACUAGUCAAUCAAAUUCAGUUAUUCAAGAUAAAAAUGUCAUCUAUUCCAGUCAUCCAUCAAAUAGCAAAGAUGUGACUGAAAUAGAACCUAUGGCACAAGAUCCAAAUUCUCAGUCAUCUUUUGUUACAACUGCUAUUCAGUCAAAUACAGUUAUUCAAGAUAAAAAUGCCAUCAAUCACAAUUCAUCAAAUAACAAAGAACCUCAAAAAAAUAACGAAGUUCCUAUUGGCUUAAAUGAUCAAAUCGAUUUGGUUACAAAGAAGUCAAAUCCUCAACAAAAUGCUGAUUCCCGGGAAGAUUCCAUGGUUGCUAGUACACUUUUAAACAACAAUCAAAAUGAAAAUCUAGUAAAUAAUCUUCUUAAUUCUAAUACUCAAUCAUUAGAAGUCCAAUUGGUUCAAAACGAUCAAAUCAAGCAAGAUCAUUUACUUCAUGAUUCAGAAAUUGAACAAUUAGAAUCUAAUCAAAAAUCUACAGAUAAUAAAGAUCAAAAUAAUGACGCAACAAAUCGUCAAACAUUAGAUGUUAAUGAUGUUAAUGAUUCAACAAUAAUUUCAGACAACAGUAGUGCCCCAAUCGAACAGGUUACAGCUCAAAAUCAACUAACUGUUAAUCCUAUAGAAAAUUCAGCAAUAUUCAAAAAAGAUCCAUCUCCAAAUACUGAUACAACUUUUCAACAAGCUGCUUAUUUACCGGGAAAGAACUCAUUUAAAAUUAAGAGAAAAAAACAUGUAAAACGAAAAAACAGACCAGUUACAAGAAGUAGCACAUUAAAACAAAUAAAUAAAGACAGUAAUAUAGUAUUAAAUGCGCCAAUAAAUAAAAGUGAUUCUAACUCUUCUGAUGCAGAAUUACCAUUAUAUCAACAAAAAUGUGCAUCAAAACAUAAUGAGAAAAAUAAAUCAGCUACUUUAAAACCACAAGUUUCUCAAGAAAUAACGAAAAGUCCAAACGAAUCAAUAAAAGUUUCUACUCAAGUUCAAAUACCACAAAAUCAGUUAACAGUUCUUGCAGUAAGAAAACCGUCAAAAAUUCCGUUACUAAAACAACGUUCUGGAUCUCUAACUAAUAAUGGAGCUUCACAAUUAUCACAAACUCCUAAUAUCAGUAAAAUUCCAGUUCGAAAUGAUUCCUUUAAGCAAAAGAAAACAUUACCUACAGAAAUCCGCGAUGGAAAAAUAGCUAAUGAAGAAAGUAAUAGGAUAUAUACCGAUAAAGUUCAGGAAUAUUUGAAUAUGUUACCAGAACCAAGUACAUCUGUUAUAUCAAGCAAUAGCUCAUCACCAGAUUUACCGCAAACUAUUUCAGAUCAACCUACUGCAGAAAUUGCUCCUGCCGUUAAACCAACAAACAAGAUGUUAUCAACAAAUAGAAAUUCUUUCGAUUCAACUACAAGUUCUAAACAACUUUCUUACACCAAAUCAUUAGACAACGAUAGCGAAUCAUCUGUUUCCGAUAGUAACAUUGACGAAUUACUGGAAGGCGAAGAUAGUUUUGGCGACAACCGCGAUUAUGAAGAUAUAAUUGAAUCUGAAAGUGAAGACUACGAUGAUAUUGAAAGAAUUAACACGAACAUUGAAAAACUUAAUUACAACUUAAGCGUGGAUGAAGGAUUACUUGAGAAAGGCAAAAGAAGAGAUUUAAGACAUUAUAGCAUCGAGGAAACCUGCGAAUCAGAUGAGUACUCGGAAUCAGAAGAAGAAAUAGAAGUGGAAGAAGAAGAAAGUGAAGAGGGAAAUGAUGCGGAUAAAAAUUUGGAAAAUAGAAAUGAUGAUGAAGUAUUUAAUCAGAAACCCAUUACAGACAUCGAACAGUUACAGAGGCAAGCAAGAAUGUUUCUAGCAGAGGGUCAAGUGGAGACAUACGACCAAGCUGAAUUAGCAACAACCUUAAUGACAUUAAAUUUUUCUGCAGAAGAAGCACUCGAAGCUGUUAAAGACUGUAAUUCAAUAGACGCAGCAAUCGCUUUUUUACAACAGGACUGUGAAUUAUGUGCUGGAAAAUUUCCCAUGAAACAGAUAAUAUCAAUGCUAAAAUGCACCCAUAGAUGUUGUCAGGAAUGCGCCAAAAAUUAUUUCACCGUACAAAUAACGGACAGAAGCAUUAUGGAUUGCAAUUGUCCAUUCUGCAAACAACCAGAUCUAACCAGAGACGUCAAUGAAGAUGAUAUAACAGAAUAUUUCGGUAAUUUGGAUAUUCUCCUCAAAGGAAUUAUAGAUGAACCCGUACACGAGCUAUUCCAAAGGAAAUUAAGGGAUAGGACGUUAAUGCAAGAUCCUCACUUUAAAUGGUGCAUUCAGUGUUCUUCUGGAUUCAUUGCUCAUCCUCGACAGAAACGUCUCAUUUGUCCCGACUGCAAAUCAGUGACUUGUGCCAGUUGUAGAAGACCGUGGGAAAAACAACAUGAAGGCAUUACUUGCGAGAAAUUUGCAGAAUGGAAGGAGGCCAACGAUCCUGACAAUCAAGCUUCUGGUGUUACAAAGCACUUAGCCGAAAAUGGUAUAGACUGCCCCAAAUGCAAAUUCAAGUAUUCCUUAUCGAAAGGCGGUUGUAUGCACUUCACUUGCACUCAAUGUAAACACGAAUUCUGUUAUGGUUGUGGUAAACCUUUCAUGAUGGGAGCCAAAUGUACUGUAAGUCAAUAUUGUGCUAAAUUGGGACUCCACGCACAUCAUCCUCGAAACUGUCUCUUUUAUUUGAGGGACAAGGAGCCGCAGGAACUUGAACAACUUCUAAAGGAGAAUCAAGUGGAAUUUAAAAUAGUAACUGAAACAGAAGAAAAUGCAUCUGCAGCACUCAAAUGCCUUAUACCAUUACAGAAAGAAACGCCUAAUGGUUUGAUAGAUUCAGUUUGUAAUAAUGAAGUUCUUCCUAACCAAGCAGGUCUCUGUAGGCUACACUACAUCGAGUAUUUAGUUGGGCUCAUUGGCAGACAUAAACUAGAUCCGGUGCCGAUUUUGGAUUUGGUAGAGGUGAGUCAGGAACUGCGAAGGAGAGGCAGAGAGUUACCGGAACGAGGACCCUGGUGCGAUGAUCAAGAGUACAAAUCUAUGUGUGCAAAGAUUGUAAUGGACCAAAUUCCCCUGGAGUGAUAAUUACUUAAAUUUUUAAAAUGAAAAAACUUUCCAUAUAUAUGUUGUGUGUGUGUCAAUUUUAUACAGUGUACAAAGGAUUACUAAAAUAUAUCUAUUUGAGAA